Molecule: messenger RNA, 465 nt
Organism: Octopus bimaculoides (California two-spot octopus)
Lineage: Eukaryota; Metazoa; Mollusca; Cephalopoda; Octopoda; Octopodidae
Molecular function (GO): oxidoreductase activity
Source: RefSeq, a predicted model, not a curated record
AUUCCGUAUUGGGAUCCAACACUUGACAGCUCUCUUGAUGAUCCUCGAGAUUCCAUUAUCUGGACGGAUAAAUUCUUGGGAAAUAUUAAUGGAAUUGUCGAUUGUGGUCCGUUUGCUAACUGGAGCACACCAGCUGGUCCCCUGAUGAGGAAUGGUGGUUUUAUUAGUAACUUACCAACUACUGAAGACAUAAAUAAUAUUUUGAGCCGAUGGAGACUUGCAGAUAUCACCGAACCAAAUGCGAUUGGUAAAUACAAUUUGGAAUUUCACCACAAUUCUAUGCACAAUUUUAUUGGAGGUCAUUUAGGUCAACCAGAAACUUCUCCUAUGGAUCCAGUUUUCUGGCUAAUCCACAGCUAUAUGGAUCUUCUUAUGAAUCGUUUCAAUGAGAACCAAAAGAAACAUAAUGUCGAUCCUGCAACAGAUUAUCCUAUAAAGUAUGGUUUACCAGUUUAUGCUCCCGAU